CAAAAAAAAAAAAAUGUGUAUGAAAUUGAUAUGAUGUCCAGAACAGCAGUGGAAAAUGGAAAUAGCAAUUGAAUACACCACGUUAAUUAUCUGCACGAAUCUAUUCAUACAAAUUAGCAAAAUUUAACAAAGUAGUUCCUAAACAGAAGCUAAAUCACAUUCGAUUUUGGCAGUACUUACAGCAAGAAUUUCUGAAUAAGUGUAUGUCGGAAGACUUGAAAGAACACUAUUCUUGGAUUGCGUAGACUUAACCAGACAUAGUUUUGGGAGCUUCCAGAAAAUCCGAGUAAUUAUUUUACGGCGGCGGUGUUACUCCUAAAUUCUUCGAUACAAAGAGAGAAAAGAAUGUCAAGAUUCUGGAAGCCGGGAACAGAGAAACCUCGCUUUGUCGAGGAUGAAGAAGGCGGCGUUUUGUUCUACACCUCCGCCGCAUCUUCUUCAUCGGGGCAUGGGCACGCGAGCAUGGAGAGACAGAGACAGAGGCUCCCAGUGUACAAGUACAGGACCGCCAUUCUGUAUUUAGUGGAGACGCACGGCACGACAAUCGUCGUCGGAGAAACGGGCAGUGGAAAAACUACUCAAAUCCCUCAGUUCUUGAAAGAAGCUGGAUGGGCGGAUGGUGGACGGAUGAUAGCAUGCACGCAACCAAGGCGAUUGGCUGUUCAGUCUGUCGCUUCAAGAGUUGCUGAAGAGAUGGGCGUUAAGCUUGGGGAAGAAGUUGGUUACACAAUUCGGUUUGAAGAUAUUACAGAUGCUGAACUCACACGAAUAAAAUUUCUCACUGAUGGAGUCUUGCUAAGGGAAAUGAUGGAUGAUCCUCUAUUAAGCAAGUAUAGUGUUAUCAUGGUAGAUGAAGCUCAUGAACGGUCUCUUUCCACGGACAUUUUGUUAGGUCUCCUAAAAAAGAUUCAACGGCGUCGACCGGAGCUUCGCCUUAUCAUCUCAUCUGCUACAAUUGAGGCAAAAUCAAUCGCUGCCUUCUUUAAUAACAGCCGAAGGCUUCAAGGACGAGAUGUUGAAGGACAUGGACCAAAGAAAGAGCCUGCCAUUCUAUCCGUUGAGGGUAGAGGAUUCAAUGUGCAAACCUCUUAUGUUGAGGAACCUGUUUCAGAUUAUAUUCGAGCUGCAGUUUCGACCAUUCUUUCUAUUCAUGACCAGGAGCCAAUGGGAGACAUUCUUGUAUUUCUUACUGGUAAAGAUGAUAUUGAUGCUGCAAUUCAGUUCAUUACGGAAGAUUCUAAUCACAGAAAUCAAGGAUUGAUUGUUUUAGCUCUGUAUUCUGGACUGCCGCGUGCUGAUCAGGAUCUUGUGUUUUCUCCAACUCCUCGUGGGAAGAGAAAAGUGAUAAUAUCGACAAAUAUAGCAGAGACAUCCUUAACAUUGGAGGGCGUUGUCUAUGUUGUUGACUGUGGGUUCUCAAAGCAACGGUUCUAUAACCCUAUAACUGAUAUUGAAAAUCUGGUCGUGGCCCCAAUAUCAAAGGCUUCAGCUCGACAACGGGCUGGGAGGGCGGGAAGAGUUAGACCUGGAAAGUGUUACAGGCUCUACACUGAAGAAUAUUAUGUAAAUGAGAUGUCUUCUGAUGGUAUACCAGAGAUACAGAGGUCAAACCUUGUUUCGUGUGUUAUUCAGUUAAAAGCCUUAGGGAUAGACAAUAUUUUGGGGUUCGACUGGCCAGCAUCACCCUCGCCUGAAGCACUGAUCAGAGCACUUGAAGUGUUGUAUUCCCUUGGAGUUAUUGAUGACGAUGCAAAACUUACAUCUCCUGCUGGAUUCCAAAUUGCUGAAAUUCCACUAGAUCCAAUGGUUUCCAAAAUGAUUUUAGCUUCAAACGAUUAUGGAUGUUCUGAGGAAGCCAUCACUAUUGCUGCUGUGCUGUCCAUACAGUCGAUCUGGUAUUCUGUCAGGGGAUCAGAAAAGGAACUGGAUGAAGCCAAGUUGAGAUUUGCUGCUGCUGAGGGUGAUCAUGUUACCUUCUUAAACGUGUAUAGAGGAUUUGUUGAGUCUAGUAAAUCUUCGAGUUGGUGUCACAGGAAUCACAUAAACUACCAUGCAAUGAAAAAGGUUGACGAUAUCCGAAAACAGUUGAGAAGAAUAGCACAACGUUUGGGCAUAGCCCUAAAAUCUUGUGACCAUGAUAUGCAGGCAGUUAGGAAGGCAGUUACUGCUGGAUUUUUCUCUAAUGCCUGUCGUUUAGAAGCCUUCAGCCAUAAUGGGUCAUACAAAACUAUACGAGGUGCACAAGAAGUCUAUAUUCACCCUUCAUCUGUGUUAUUCAGAGUGAAUCCAAAGUGGGUGAUCUACCAUUCUAUUGUCUCGACUGAACGUCAGUACAUGCGCAAUGUGAUCACUAUAGACCCCUCGUGGCUACCAGAGGCUGCUCCACACUUCUAUCACCGCCAACAGCUCGAUCCUAGAUUGCACUCUUAGUGCUUUUACGUGCAUCGUCUCAAGGCACUAUCAUGUCAAUCGGUAGUGAUUGCUGGCUGUUUGGAGUUUCUUUGACAAUAAUCUUAGUGAUCACAUUCCUGCAUAAGAUUAUUGUCUGAUGAUGGCCUCAUGCACACACACAAAUCUAUUGAUUUUUGUCCUUGCGUUUGUGCAUCUUCUCUGAAUCCUGAGGUGCUGCUACUUUCUCAUUCAUCAAAAUCAAUGAAAUUUAUGAAGUGGAACAUUAAAUGUUGCCACCCCUGAGUUUGGUAUCACUCAGUUUUGUCUAUUUAAAAUUAUAUUCUGGUACCGAAUCUAUCUUAAAUCUAUGUACAAGUGGGGAUACGCGUGAUUGCUUCCAUAUUCAUAAUGCAUUUGGCGUAGUUUAUUUUUUAUUUCA
Messenger RNA from Salvia miltiorrhiza (redroot sage), 2830 nucleotides. RefSeq names its product probable pre-mRNA-splicing factor ATP-dependent RNA helicase DEAH9. The transcript is spliced from 23 exons. Gene Ontology annotation, cellular component: intracellular anatomical structure. The record is from RefSeq and is a predicted model, not a curated record. Gene Ontology annotation, molecular function: ATP binding; RNA binding. The coding region runs from base 346 to 2430 and encodes 694 amino acids. Lineage: Eukaryota; Viridiplantae; Streptophyta; Magnoliopsida; Lamiales; Lamiaceae.